CAUACCACUUUGUGUCAGCUCUCAACAAUUUGGGCUAUUUCAGUGAUCAUUUUUACGAGUUAACGCAGAAAAACACGUCAAAUACAUAUGCUAAAUGGAUAUGUAAGUCACACGUCAAGAGUACAUUGUAUAUGACGUCACGACAUAAGAUGGGCACCAUACUUCUAACAAUUGAGCAUAGCAAUACACCGAUACGCGGACAACGUUUCGUUUAAGCUGAAGAGUUGCGUUUCUCAGAGAAAGAAUGCAUUUUUCCUUGACGUUCGUCUUUAUGAUGGUCUGCUUGGAUAUUACAUUGCAGAGAACAACAACAGUGAAUGAGGGUUUAGCUGACUACUGUGCGGACACAUCUAAAUGCAUGUGCAAGGCAAGAAAUGGUUCAAACGUUCCCAAGACCACAGAAGAACUGGAAAUGAUGAUUGCAACACUGAUAUCGGACCUGAGAGUUGACAAGAAAAGGACGACCUUUUAUAAAAGUAAGUUGAUAUCCGCAACUGAUGACCGCACGUCAUCAAGGAGUAUCGGGUUCGUGGCUAUAUUUGUGAUAUGUGUUCCUGCAGUUUUCAUCGUUGCCAUGGAUAUAUCUCGUUGUGUGUCUUGGUGGCGUCAUGGCGAUCCGAAACCCAAACAUCGUAAGCCGAAUGUUCGAAAGAAAAAGAUCACCCAGAAGCCCACGAAGAUCUCUGACGUAUUUGAUAUAGUUUAGCAUACUGUAUCACGUGUUUUUGGUUUCGUUGUUACGCUUUUGAAAGUGCAAAUGAAAUAUUCAAGCAAUCUUGACAAAUAUGACUACUUUUGACUGUACUUGACGUACCGUCCUCGGAAAAUACUGACAUUUUAUUUUGAAUAAUGUUUGAAAUAUUCAUUAAACAUAUGAAGAAAUGAAGCUCCUUUUCGAAAAAAAUGUUUGUAGAAGCAUAAAGCCAAACAAAGAAAACAUUGCACUUCACCGUAUAACUACGUCGUCCGUUUCGGGCACAUCAGUAGCACUGUUGGUCAAACGAUGGAAAAUCCAGGUCGAAAGUGUUUGGCAACCUAUGUAUAGUGGAAAGGGAAAGUAACCUGUAAAACCCUUUAUAAGGUUACAAGGUUUGGCUACAACAUAUACAUAUAGGAUCUUACACGAGUUUCUACAUAGAGAUAGGAAUAAGAGUGUGAACUCUCCAAACCAGACAGGGGUAACUGUCGUUGCCAUAUGGUCCAUCUAGAAUUAUUGUUUGGGUAGGAGAAAGUUAGCUUAGAAGUUACAUAAGACUUGGUGUGUUUUAAACUACGUGUUUGAUGGUGUAACGCUAUAUAAUCUGUGUGCUUGUAGGUUUGCUGUCGUGUUCCAAACUAGAUAAAAAGGACAUUUACGAAUGUUUUGGAGAUCUUGCAGAGAGCCUAUUCCGGGAUAGGGGUAUGAUCCCUGGCUGUCGCGGCCACAAUGUGUAGUAAUAAUAAAACAACAAGUCCACAUGUGUUGUUCCGUGUGUUGUGUUACAAACAGAACACAAUUCGUUAUAAGUGUAUCGCAUUGUGCAAUUUUCGUACAAUGCAAAUUUCAUUGCAAAAUCGGUGUUUUUAUAUCACUUUUAUAACCAAUAUCAAGAUUCAACUGUAUCCUUAUCUGUUGUGUGUCAUAUUUUCCAUAUCAAAUUAGUCCCAGAUUAAAGUUGUGUAAAUCGUGCCCACUUUGUUAAAAUGCAUAUCACUUUAUUGAUGAACUGAGAAUAAAAGAUAAUCUGAAUUCCCUUUUUUAUUGGUUGGUUGUACUAGCUUUGAAUAGAAUUUAAGAUAUAUUUAGGUGUGUUUAAUUUUUAUUAGAUCCAGCGGAAGAUUUUGAUUAUAGUGUUUACUAAAUGUUGAUUUUGACUCCUUUCUUCUAAAUGAUUCGUAGUUGUCUAUUAAAUCAGCUCUUACUGAAAUGUUGAUGGAUCGCUUCACAAGUGGUAAUAACUUUUGCUAAAUCCUUUCUACAAAGUUUUGCUUAUAAUAAAAUGUGUUUAAUGUC
Messenger RNA from Mizuhopecten yessoensis (Yesso scallop), 1993 nucleotides. RefSeq lists its product as uncharacterized. The transcript has 2 exons. Bases 245 to 706 code for a protein of 153 amino acids. NCBI's taxonomy places the organism in Eukaryota, Metazoa, Mollusca, Bivalvia, Pectinida, Pectinidae. The record is from RefSeq and is a predicted model, not a curated record.